CACACCCUGGCGUAUCCCCGCCUCCUGCGUAUAAAACAGCAAAACGGACCUUUUGCGCAGACAAGCAUCAUGUCGCCUCGAAACUUGAUCUUGACGUCCUUAUUGGUUGUCCUGGCAUCGGCGGCGUGGACGGCUCCAGUGGAGGACGCGGAGGAGGCAGAUCUCACCGAAGAGGCGGAGAACGACCUGUCGGAGGAGAACGAAGGUGACGACGACUCCGCAAAGAAAGAGGGACAUCCGGGCGCCGACCAGAGCGCGGCGGGCUCAUCGGGUGACCGGGCCGCCGCCGGAACGUCGGGUGGAACGACGGACACUUCGGCAGAUUAUGACUCUCGUUCAAACGCCGACGAACAGCGGCAGACGAACGGAAGGGGCGAAGCCUACGGAACGGCUACCGGGGUGAGUCACGCCGUGUUUUUGUCAGGCGGGCAGAUGUCAUUCCAGGGCGGAGCGUCUCAGGCGGAAUACAAAGGAACCGAGGAGACGCCGGAGCACCGCUUCCCGUUCCGACCGCCGGGUGAAGACAGUUUGACGGAGCCCGACGUCUUCGGCCGUGCGGAAGGAGGAGAGACCGCUUCGGAGCCGUCGCCCUCGACCGCCGUCCCGGAGAGCGCCCGCCGGGACACACCGUUGUCCUCGUCGCCGUCGUCACAACAAGCAAGCAGAGACCGGUCCCAAGAAAACGGAAACGGCCGACCAACGCAGCCGCCGGACAAAGACGGAGCGUCGGCCGGCCCGUAUCCUUUGGACGCCGUCCGUCUCCAGCCGACGGCGGCGAGUAUCCGGCCGAACGGUCCCACGCCGCCCCAUGCCGUCGCGGACCUUUCCGCUUCGACCCCGGAGAUGACCCGCCGGAGCGUCUACGGCACUGAGAAAUUGGCGCUGAUGCCCGGGAGGCUGGUGGUAGGCGCCCCGGCGCUUACGGCGACGGCGGAUACACCGACGUGGGGCGCAGAGACCGUUACCGUGGCCGCGGACUCACUUCUUUCAGAGCCAACCGGAACGUCCCUGAACCCAAGCGGCGGGCCGGCGUCCCGAGAGCCCCCGGAGGCAGGGUUGGCGCGCCGCCGGCCCGACCUGUCCUCCGCAGGCGGCUUCUCCCCCGCGUAUGGGUCGCGGAGUCAAGGUCCUGAAGGUGAGGCCGUCGAGGCGCGCGCCCGUACCCCCUCCCGAUAACGGCGUCGCGACCGCGUCGACAGCUGCAGAGAACGGCGACGCGGACGACACCUGCUGACUCGCCCCGCCGGCCUCGAGUGCGCCUCGCCCGCGGCCGUUUCCGAUGCGACGAGCGAUGGGCGCGCUCUUCCGGUCGCCCCUAGGCCCCGGCACCGCCCCGGCCGGCCUUUUGGCGCGGAAAUACUGAAGACGGAUGCAGUUUUCUCAUUUGUAUAAUCCACGUCUGCUCAACUUAAUUAAAAUAUCU
Messenger RNA from Corythoichthys intestinalis (scribbled pipefish), 1423 nucleotides. RefSeq names its product polycystic kidney disease protein 1-like 3. Lineage: Eukaryota; Metazoa; Chordata; Actinopteri; Syngnathiformes; Syngnathidae. The transcript has 19 exons. The record is from RefSeq and is a predicted model, not a curated record. The coding region runs from base 70 to 1176 and encodes 368 amino acids.